ACAGUUAUUAGUAAUACACAGACCACUGUGUAGAAAAAAUAGUCAUUCAUCUGGCAGCACAUGAGUGCACAAGAAAAGGAUUGUGUUGCAUUGUAAUAUAUUGAACAUUUUAGAACUCAGCGGUGGGAAAUGAAUGGUCAAGUUUGCAGACCCUAUCCACCUUCCUUCCCUCAGCCCUCAUGAGUAUAUUGUCUCAUAUAUCACCUACAACAACGCUAGAAAACAUCGCUACUCAGCUAGGAUGUAGUGUGCUCUGUGAGAAGCUGGCUCUUCACUUAGAUGAUGAAGAUGAAUUAAAGCAUCUUAAGCAAUGUUUUCAUAUUCCAAAGAAGAAGGAUUUGCCAACAACAGAGAAAUCUCUUGUUAAUGAGGAGGACAACUGUAUAUAUUUAUGUGGCAACUCUCUUGGGCUUUUACCAAAGAAUGUUAAACCCUAUAUUGAUGAAGAACUGGACAAGUGGGCAAAAAUGGGGGUCCACGGCCAUUUCAUAGGAAAACGCCCAUGGGCACUUGCUGAUGAAUGCAUUGUGGAUCUUAUGGCUAAAAUUGUUGGUGCUAAAAAGGGAGAAGUGGCGUUAAUGAAUGGACUGACGGUUAAUUUGCAUCUACAAAUGCUAUCCUUCUACAAACCUACAAAGGCUCGCCACAAGAUUCUCCUUGAAGUUAAAGCCUUUCCUUCUGACCAUUAUGCUGUGGAAUCUCAGAUUCAGUUUCAUGGGCUGGAUGUGGAGACGAGCAUGCUGCUAGCCUGUCCCCGCAAGGGGGAAGAAACAUUAAGGACUGAAGACAUCCUGUCAAUUAUUGAAAGCGAAGGGGAUUCCAUAGCCGUUAUUUUAUUCAGUGGGGUGCAGUAUUAUACAGGACAGUUAUUUGACAUCCCCAAAAUCACAGAAGCUGGCCACAGAAAGGGUUGUUUUGUUGGCUUUGAUUUGGCCCAUGCUGUUGGCAACGUUGAACUACACUUGCAUGACUGGGAAGUGGAUUUCGCCUGUUGGUGUUCCUAUAAGUACCUGAACUCUGGAGCAGGUGGAUUAGCUGGAGCGUUCAUUCAUGAGAAACAUUCCUUCACUAUUAAACCAUCGUUGGUAGGCUGGUGGGGUCACGAGUUCAAAUCCAGAUUCAGUAUGGAGAAUGAACUGAAAUUGAGCCAAGGAGUUGAUGGAUUCCGUCUAUCUAACCCUCCUAUUUUAUUGGUGUGUUCCCUGCAUGCAAGUUUAGAGGUCUUCGAUCAAACAAGCAUGAAGGCCUUAAGAAAAAAGUCCAUUUUACUGACUGGUUAUUUGGAGUAUUUAAUUAAGCAUUAUUACAGUGAAAACACUGCUGAACCCGAGAAACCUUAUGCAAAAAUAAUCACGCCCUCUCACUUUGAAGACAGAGGCUGUCAGCUCUCUAUGACUUUUUCCCUGCCCAUGAAAGCUGUUUACAAAGAACUAGAGAAGAGAGGCAUUGUGUGUGAUAUGCGGGAGCCCAGCGGUCUACGUAUAGCACCAGUACCUCUCUAUAACUCUUUCCAUGAUGUCUUUAAAUUUAUUGAAAACCUGGGAGAAGCAUUGGCCAGUGCUAAGAAAACAGUGGAAACGCACUAGACAGAAACUGUACUCUAAAGUGACUUCUCAACAUUGAGCAGUGCUCACUUAUUAAUGUUUUAAAACUUUACACAACAUUUGUACAGGACCUGAUGCAAAGUUGAAUGUAUAGGGAAUCUUACGUGUUUUCACAUUGCACAUUCUCUGGAAACGAGUGUACGCCAAUUACAGGCAAUGCAGUCAUGCACAUUCCAAUCACAGCUACACUUAACUUAAGAGGCAUAACUAGAACGCGAAUAGGCAAAGUACAAUUAGCUUGAUGCCACUGCGGACUAUUCAGAGUUGGUAGUACUAGUACGUGUAAAUACUCGCAGCUUAUUAUUUGUACUCCAUAUAGGCUGGUACAAGUUCUCCCUGUGAGAAUGACUAGUAACAAAACCAAUUGUACAGAUUGGAGGCAAGCACACUGCAAGAUAUGGGAGCACAGAUUCUUGAUGUCAGUCCAACUUUGCAUCAGGCCCUAAAUGGUUUGUAUUUGCUAUAAAAGAAAAAAAAAAAGAAAACAUGUUUUGGAUGUUAUUAUACAGUACUGUAUAUCUGGAGUGUUCCAAAGAACUUUGUAAUAGCAGGCAGUGAUUCAGUUAUCCAUGCAAGCAUAGGUUGCACAACAAGAAGGAAGGGAGGGGUGGCAAAGUGGUGGCUUGCUCCCUCAAUUAUUUUAGAAGCGCUAGUCAAAAUAAUGGGUAAACGUCACGAGGUGUAGUGCGGUCACCAUCUAGGGUUACCAUGGACAGCAUCAGGAUGGAGAUAAUCCCCUUUCUGGCUGCUUCACCUCCUCCACAAAGCCCUUAUCCCCCUGCCUCCAGGCCCCUUCUCUACCAAUCCCUACAGUGUGUAUCUAUUACUGUGGGCUGGCCACUCCUCUACCCCUUCAGCUCCCCCUUCAUCCCUUUAUGUCCCCCCUCGCAGUAGCACGCCCCCAGAUAGUAAGAGAGAUAUCUAUAUAUGAUAAUAUAUAUAUAUAUAUAUAUAUAUAUCUGUCAGGUAGGUGGUGUGGCAGGUAAGUCCAGCUGCCCCUGCGGGGGUGACAGCAACUUAGGGGCGCAAAAAAUAAAUUAUACAUUGUCCCCCCGAACCAAAAAAUUUUGCGGUUUAUAGGAAGGUGCAGGUUGACCCUUUUUUUUUCUUGUCUUAUAUUCCAAUCCAAAAAUAUAAAAAGUUUGAGUUAUAGCUUCUGAAUGAUAUUACCAUGGCACUGAUUCCUACUCAAUAUCAGGAUCUUCAGAGGCCUCGAACUCAUUUUGUUCUUUACUAGACAGUAAAAGACUCUAUUAUCCCCUCCCUACAGCUCUCCUUGUCUUCUCCCAAUAUACAGUACUUUCCCCACUACACAUUACUAUGCUUAGAUAGCAGUUGUUUAUCAAUUAUGUUGAACCCCUUUCGUUCUAUAAUAUCAAACUGCUGGAAACUGUUUCCAAUUUUUUAUGGCAAUUAUUAAACAAAUUAUCUUUUUACAGUACUAAAAAAUAAAUAAUAUAUACAGUAUUAAAAAUCUGUGUUCAUUGUAGAUGUAAU
This is a messenger RNA of Pseudophryne corroboree (corroboree frog), 3101 nucleotides long. It is a transcript of the gene KYNU, whose product is annotated as kynureninase. The transcript has 14 exons. Gene Ontology annotation, cellular component: cytoplasm. Gene Ontology annotation, biological process: NAD+ biosynthetic process. The coding region runs from base 180 to 1586 and encodes 468 amino acids. Gene Ontology annotation, molecular function: pyridoxal phosphate binding; kynureninase activity. The record is from RefSeq and is a predicted model, not a curated record. NCBI's taxonomy places the organism in Eukaryota, Metazoa, Chordata, Amphibia, Anura, Myobatrachidae.